GAGUAUGUGAGUUCUGAGGAGAAGAAGAAGAGGAAGCCUCGUCGUAACCGAACAACCUUCAACAGCAGUCAGCUGCAGGCGCUAGAGAGAGUGUUUGAGAAGACACACUACCCUGACGCCUUCGUACGGGAGGACCUGGCACGCAGGGUUAACCUCAUUGAGACACGGGUACAGGUGAAAGUCAGGGUUAACCUCACUGAGGUACGGGUACAGGUGAGAGUCAGGGUUAACCUCACUGAGGGUACGGGGUACAGGUGAGAGUCAGGGUUAACCUCACUGAGGUACGGGGUACAGGUGAGAGUCAGGGUUAACCUCACUGAGGUACGGGGUACAGGUGAGAGUCAGGGUUAACCUCACUGAGGUACGGGUACAGGUGAGAGUCAGGGUUAACCUCACUGAGGUACGGGGUACAGGUGAGAGUCAGGGUUAACCUCACUGAGGUACGGGGUACAGGUGAGAGUCAGGGUUAACCUCACUGAGGUACGGGUACAGGUGAGAGUCAGGGUUAACCUCACUGAGAUACGGGGUACAGGUGAAAGUCAGGGUUAACCUCACUGAGGUACGGGGUACAGGUGAGAGUCAGGGUUAACCUCACUGAGGUACGGGGUACAGGUGAGAGUCAGGGUUAACCUCACUGAGUACGGGUACAGGUGAGAGUCAGGGUUAACCUCACUGAGAUACGGGGUACAGGUGAGAGUCAGGGUUUAACCUCACUGAGGUACAGGGGGGGUACAGGUGAGAGUCAGGGUUAACCUCACUGAGGUACGGGGUACAGGUGAGAGUCCAGGGUUAACCUCACUGGAGGUACGGGGUACAGGUGAGAGUCCAGGGUUAACCUCACUGAGGUACGGGGUACAGGUGAGAGUCAGGGUUAACCUCACUGAGGGUACGGGGUACAGGUGAGAGUCAGGGUUAACCUCACUGAGGUACGGGGUACAGGUGAGAGUCAGGGUUAACCUCACUGAGGUACGAGGUACAGGUGAGAGUCAGGGUUAACCUCAUUGAGGUACGGGUACAGGUGAGAGUCAGCCUGGAUCAGCUAUGGGCAGUGACUCGGUUCCACUGAAAUCCUUCAAAGCGGAUGUAGAAUAGAAUAGAAAAUAGUAGAACAUAAUAGAACACAAUAGAAUGUUCUUCUAUUCUCUGACCUCACUCACCAUCUUUAUCUUGACAGCAACAAUAUGCAAAUAGCAUCAUCUGAUUUACACCACCAGUACCUGUCCUCUCUCUCUCUCUAACGAUGUUAUACCUGUCCUCUCUCUCUCUCUAACGAUGUUCCACCUGUCCUCUCUCUCUCUAACGAUGUUCUACCUGUCCUCUCUCUCUCUCUAACGAUGUUCCACCUGUCCUCUCUCUCUCUAACGAUGUUCCACCUGUCCUCUCUCUCUCUCUAACGAUGUUCCACCUGUCCUCUCUCUCUCUCUAACGAUGUUCCACCUGUCCUCUCUCUCUCUCUAACGAUGUUCCAACUGUCCUCUCUCUCUCUUAACGAUGUUCCAACUGUCCUCUCUCUCUCUCUAACGAUGCUUCCACCUGUCCUCUCCUCUCUAACGAUGUUAUACCUGUCCUCUCUCUCUCUCUAACGAUGUUCCAACUGUCCUCUCUCUCUCUCUAACGAUGUUCCACCUGUCCUCUCUCUCUCUAACGAUGUUAUACUGUCCUCUCUCUCUCUCUAACGAUGUUUCCAACUGUCUCUCUCUCUCUCUAACGAUGUUCCACCUGUCCUCUCUCUCUCUCUAACGAUGUUUCUACCUGUCCUCAUCGCUCUCUCUAACGAUGUUCCACCUGUCCUCUCUCUCUCUAACGAUGUUCCACCUGUCCUCUCUCUCUCUCUAACGAUGUUCCACCUGUCCUCUCUCUCCUCUCUCUAACGAUGUUCCACCUGUCCUCUCUCUCUCUAACGAGUUAUACCUGUCCUCUCUCUCUCUCUAACGAUGUUCCACCUGUCCUCUCUCUCUCUAACGAUGUUCCACCUGUCCUCUCUCUCUCUCUAACGAUGUUCCACCUGUCCUCUCUCUCUCUAACGAUGUUAUACCUGUCCUCUCUCUCUCUCUAACGAUGUUUCCAACUGUCCCUCUCUCUCUCUCUAACGAUGUUCCACCUGUCCUCUUCUCUCUCUCUAACGAUGUUCCACCUGUCCUCUCUCUCUCUAACGAUGUUCCAACUGUCCUCCUCUCUCUCUCUAACGAUGUUCCACCUGUCCUCUCUCUCUCUAACGAUGUUUAAUACCUGUCCCCCCCCAAUCUCUCUCUCCUCUCUAACGAUGUUCCCUUCUCUCUCUCUCUAACGAUGUUCCAACUGUCCUCUCUCUCUCUCUACGAUGUUCCACCUGUCCUCUCUCUCUCUAACGAGGGUUCCCACCUGUCCUCUCUCUCUCUCUAACGAUGUUCUAACUGUCCUCUCCUCUCUCUAACGAUGUUCCACCUGUCCUCUCUCUCUCUAACGAUGUUCCACCUGUCCUCUCUCUCUCUCUAACGAUGUUCCAACUGUCCUCUCUCUCUCUAACGAUGUUCCACCUGUCCUCUCUCUCUCUCUAACGAUGUUCCACCUGUCCUCUCUCUCUCUCUAACGAUGUUCCACCUGUCCUCUCUCUCUCUAACGAUGUUAUACCUGUCCUCUCUCUCUCUCUAACGAUGUUCCACCUGUCCUCUCUCUCUCUCUAACGAGUUCCCACCUGUCCUCUCUCUCUCUCUAACGAUGUUCCACCUGUCCUCUCUCUCUCUCUAACGAUGUUCCAACUGUCCUCUCUCUCUCUCUAACGAUGUUCCACCUGUCCUCUCUCUCUCUAACGAUGUUAUUACAUGUCCUCUCUCUCUCUCUAACGAUGUUCCACCUGUCCUCUCUCCUCUCUAACGAUGUUAUACCUGUCCUCUCUCUCUCUCUAACGAUGUUCCAACUGUCCUCUCUCUCUCUCUAACGAUGUUCCACCUGUCCUCUCUCUCUCUCUAACGAUGUUCUACCUGUCCUCUCUCUCUCUCUAACGAUGUUCCACCUGUCCUCUCUCUCUCUAACGAUGUUCCACCUGUCCUCUCUCUCUCUCUAACGAUGUUCCACCUGUCCUCUCUCUCUCUCUAACGAUGUUCCACCUGUCCUCUCUCUCUCGAUGUUCACCACCUGUCCCUAUCUCUCUCUAACGAUGUUCCACCUGCCUCUCUCUCUCUCUAACGAUGUUCCACCUGUCCUCUCUCUCUCUAACGAUGUUCCAACUGUCCUCGCUCUCUCUCUCUACGAUGUUCCACCUGUCCUCUCUCUCUCUCUAACGAUGUUCCACCUGUCCUAUCUCCUCUCUCUCUCUCUAACGAUGUUCCAACCUGUCCUCUCUCUCUCUCUAACGAUGUUCCACCUGUCCAUCUCUCUCUCUCUAAACGAUGUUCAACUGUCAUCUCUCUCUCUCUAACGAUGUUCCACCGUCCUCUCUCUCUCUCUAACGAUGUUCCACCUGUCCUCUCUCUCUCUAACGAUGUUCCACCUGUCCUCUCUCUCUCUCUAAACGAUGUUUUACCUGUCCUCAUCUCUCUCUAACAAUGUUCUACCUGUCACUCUCUCUCUCACCUGUCCUGUCUCUCUCUCUAAUGAUUUUACUACCUGUCUUCUCUCUCUCUAAGGUUGUUUACCUGUCCUCUCUCUCUCUUACAAUGUUUCUCCUGUCCUCUCUCACUAACAAUGUUUUACCUGUCCUCUCUCUAACGAUGUUCUAUCUGUCCUCUCUCUCUCUCUAAAAAUGUCCACCUGUCCUCUCUCUCGCUCUCUCUAACAAUGUUUACCUAUACUCUCUCUCUCUAACAAUGUGGCACCUGUCCUCUCUCUCUCCAGGUGUGGUUUCAGAACAGGAGGGCUAAGUUCCGUCGUAACGAGCGUGCCAUGCUGGCCAGUAAAAAUGCCUCCAUGAUAAAGGCCUACUCUCGUGACCUAGCGGCGGUGGAGCAGCCAAUCGUACCUCGCCCCGCCCCUCGACCCAAUGACUACCUGUCCUGGGGCUCCUCCUCACCCUACAGGUAAGGACAGGACAGGUAACCGUCUCAGCUCUU
This is a messenger RNA of Coregonus sp. 'balchen', 4028 nucleotides long. Lineage: Eukaryota; Metazoa; Chordata; Actinopteri; Salmoniformes; Salmonidae. The record is from the annotation of a GenBank genome assembly.